CUUCACCAUAUUUCAUCAAUCCUACACUAUUCAGUCUUAAAGAUGGCAUCAUUCAACCAAGAAAUAGCCAAGAAACAAUCUCAUGAUGGAGUUGUUGCAGGAACCAAGGCUGCUGUAUUAGCUGCAAUUGUCACUGCUAUCCCAACUAUGGCUGUUGCAAAGAAGCUGCCAUGGGGCAGAUCUAAUCUCAAUUACACUGCUCAGGCCCUUGUUAUUUCCACAGUGGCGGGAGCAGCUUAUUUUAUAGUUGCAGACAAGACUGUUCUGGCAUCGGCUCGCCGAAACUCCUUCAAGAACAAUGAAGCAGGAAACUAAAGACUAGUUGUUAACGAUUUCGAAUUUUUCAAGAUCGUUUCCUUUUGUACUUAUAAAUAAUAAAGUGAAGUUUCCAAGCAAAGAAGCAGCAAUUAAAGAAACAUUAGUUGAGGUCUGGUCCGGCUAUAAUAAAAUUCGAUUAACCGACGAAUUUUAUCAAACACUUUACGGGCAUCAUAAACCUAUCAACAAUGAUGUAUUGUAUAAUCGGGUAAAUGACACACCAACUUAUUGAGAUAAAGAUGUAUUGUAUUAUCACUCAAUAACGUAAGAAUGUAUUUUGUGUUUU
Molecule: messenger RNA, 604 nt
Organism: Helianthus annuus (common sunflower)
Lineage: Eukaryota; Viridiplantae; Streptophyta; Magnoliopsida; Asterales; Asteraceae
Product: early nodulin-93
Exons: 4
Coding region: 43-315 (90 amino acids)
Source: RefSeq, a predicted model, not a curated record